UAGAUGAAGCAGGGCGCAGGUCUAGGCGGGGCAGGGGCCGGAGGAGGCCGAACCUGAGGGGUGGGGGCGGCACCCAGGGGUCAGCGCUGCUCCCCUAGGCCGUCAUGUCUCGGCAGGCAAAAGAUGACUUCCUGCGACACUACACUGUCUCCGACCCCAGGACCCACCCCAAGGGCUACACAGAGUACAAAGUCACCGCACAGUUUAUCUCAAAGAAGGAUCCCGAGGAUAUCAAAGAGGUAGUGGUCUGGAAGCGGUACAGUGACUUCCGAAAGCUGCAUGGGGACCUGGCCUACACUCACCGCAACCUCUUUCGCCGCCUCGAGGAGUUCCCUGCCUUCCCCCGGGCCCAGGUGUUCGGCCGGUUCGAGGCCCCGGUGAUUGAGGAGCGGCGAAAGGCGGCUGAGGACUUGCUUCGCUUCACUGUGCACAUCCCUGCGCUCAACAACAGCCCCCAGCUCAAGGAGUUCUUCCGGGGCGGGGAGGUAAUACGGCCCUCUGAGGUAUCCAGGGACCUGCACAUCUUGCCACCUCCUCUGAUCCCUACGCCACCCCCUGAUGAUCCUCUGCUCCCCCAGCCACUCCCUGUGGAAAGGAGGGGCCUGGAAGAAUUGGAGGUACCAGUGGAACCCCCACCAUCCAGCCCUGCACAGGAGGCCCUGGAUCUGCUCUUCAGCUGUGGCGGUGUGGAGGAGGCAUCAGGCUCCCCUGCCAGGGGUCCCCUCUCCGAGGCUGAGCUUGCCCUCUUUGACCCCUUCUCCAAGGAAGAAGGUGCAGGCCCCAGCCCUACCCACAUAGGUGAGCUGGCAGCCAUGGAGGUAGAAUCCAAAAGGCUGGAUGAGGAACCCUGGGAGCCAGGAGGACAGGAAGAGGAAGGGGAAAGAGGACCCACCCCUGCCUAUCUGAGUCAGGCCACGGAACUCAUCACCCAGGCCCUUCGGGAUGAGAAGACAGGUGCCUACCCUUCUGCCCUCCAAGCCUACCGGGAUGGUGUGCACAUCCUGCUGCAGGGGGUACCCAGUGACCCAUCCCCUGCCCGCCGGGAAGGGGUGAAGAAGAAGGCAGCCGAGUACCUGAAGCGAGCAGAGGAGAUCCUGCACCUGCAUGUGUCCCAGCUGCCACCCUGAGAGGUCGUGGCCUGCCGGGGAACUGCAGCUCCAGCACUGCCAGCCUCUCUUCGGUCUCCACCUCCUGGUCUUAUAACUCCAGGGGUCAAGAAUGUGUAUUCUGGACCAAGAAUGAGGAAAGUAACCACUUCUUAGCUCCUUGCCUACCUGCUUCCUUGGAAUCAGCAACACACACUUCUAAUCGUGCCUGUCCCUGUCUUGAUAUGUCAGCCGCAGCUCCAGCCACUAACCUAUAAGUUCCCAGCCCAGAACUGUGGCCUGCAAGCUGCAGCCUGCAGUCAGAUCUGGCCCACUGCCUUCUUUUGUAAGAUCCGUGAGCUAGGAUGUUUUUUACAUUUUUUUAAUGGUUGGGAAAGAAGAAACAUGCUGUGACUGAUGAAAAUUUAAGUAUGAAUAAAAAUCUGUCUGAACACA
Messenger RNA from Cavia porcellus (domestic guinea pig), 1541 nucleotides. It is a transcript of the gene Snx15, whose product is annotated as sorting nexin 15. The transcript has 8 exons. The record is from RefSeq and is a predicted model, not a curated record. Bases 105 to 1127 code for a protein of 340 amino acids. Gene Ontology annotation, molecular function: phosphatidylinositol binding. Lineage: Eukaryota; Metazoa; Chordata; Mammalia; Rodentia; Caviidae.